AUGGACGAGUUAAUAGUAAGUAUGGAAGGAAGCAUGAAUCUUUCAGAGGGUGAACAGACUGGUAUAUUAAUUUCACAGGAAGAUAUAGCGGAGUUAAGUCUCAAAAGUGACGGUUGUCUUAUUGGGCGUCUCAUGUUUGACAGGAGGAUCCGGAAGGAAGCCUUUUGUACCCUGAUGGCCCGUCUCUGGAAGAUGGAAGGUGAAGUAAUCUUUAAGGAACUUUACGACAAUACCUGGCUAUUAGAGUUCUCUACUAUUACAGACAAGAAAAGAGUUCAAGAAGGGAGUCCUUGGCUGUUUGACAGAAGUGUUCUGGUGCUGAAGGAACUGGAAGAAAAUAUCUCUCCUCUUCAGAUGGACUUUUCGAUAUCUCCCUUUUGGAUUCAGAUUCACGAUCUGCCUUUUGGAUGCAUGACCCGAGAAGUGGGGCUUAAAAUAGGAGCUUCUAUAGGAAGGGUUGAGGACGUGAGAGUUCCAGGGGAUGGAGAGAGUUGGAGUCGUGGCCUGAGGGUGCGGGUUCAAGUGGAUAUAACCAAACCUCUGGAACGUGGUCGAGUGCUGAAACUAAAUGGUAAGCAAGCUUGGGUGGCUUUCAGAUAUGAAAAGUUACCUCACUUUUGCUUUCAUUGUGGAAGAAUCCUUCAUAAUAAGAUGCCAUGUAGUGGAAGCCAGGGGGUCAGGGGGUGGAGGGGCGGAGGGAAGUCAGAGGUGAAGCUGUCUCAACUUGAAAGGGAAGCACCUGGCGGGGGAAAGGUGGUGGAGGGCCGGAACAGUGAUAUUAGAGAGGAUGAGCUAUCUCCGGAAAAGCAGGGAAGUGUCAGGACAGAAAGCACAUCUAUUUUAGGGAGCGUUGAUGUCAACCGGAUUUUCAGGAGUAAUUUUAAUGAGGAGGUGGGUAAGGACAAGUCAAAGGAUGGUGGUCAAUUUCCAGAAACAGUGGGAUUACAAGGAGAUAUCAGUCAAGGUGAGAAAGGUGAGGAACCUGGGAUGGUGCAGGAGGAAAGAAGUAGGCAGGACGUUUCAGAGAUCAAAUUUCAGGAAGGAAAAGUCCAGUCACAUGGGUCUACCCCUAAGGAAAACAGUACAGGCCUUUUGACCAGUCCAUCAGAGGAAUUCAGCAUAGGCCUUUUGACCAGUCCAUCGGAGGAAAUGGAAAAUGUACUGGAGACCAACAAGGACAGUGAAGCUCCACGUAAGUGGACACGUAGGGAGAGAAAUUUGAAUCCUAGUCAGCAUAAAAUCCAGAUGGGAAAGAGAAGGCAUGAUGAGGUGGCAGAGGAGGAAGGGGUGAGCUCUAAUCUGCAUGUGAAAAAGGGAAGGAAGGAGGCAGAGGUUCCGACUGAUGAAUUCAAGGCGGUGGCUGGUUCCCAGCCCCGCCAAUCACAAUGA
This is a messenger RNA of Alnus glutinosa, 1389 nucleotides long. RefSeq lists its product as uncharacterized. The record is from RefSeq and is a predicted model, not a curated record. The coding region runs from base 1 to 1389 and encodes 462 amino acids. The transcript is spliced from 3 exons. NCBI's taxonomy places the organism in Eukaryota, Viridiplantae, Streptophyta, Magnoliopsida, Fagales, Betulaceae.